Messenger RNA from Solenopsis invicta (red fire ant), 5338 nucleotides. RefSeq names its product KN motif and ankyrin repeat domain-containing protein 2 (gene Kank). The transcript is spliced from 10 exons. The coding region runs from base 706 to 3900 and encodes 1064 amino acids. Gene Ontology annotation, biological process: negative regulation of actin filament polymerization. NCBI's taxonomy places the organism in Eukaryota, Metazoa, Arthropoda, Insecta, Hymenoptera, Formicidae. Gene Ontology annotation, molecular function: protein binding. Gene Ontology annotation, cellular component: cytoplasm; cytoskeleton. The record is from RefSeq and is a predicted model, not a curated record.
UUUGCUUAUUUGUCAUGUUGCAAAAGACAAAGUAUCACUUUAGAAAACUUGUGAAUGAAAAAGCAAAUGUGAGAAACUCGAGACACUUUACACGCCUAAUAUAAUCAAUGAAUAAUUAACUGGCGUGGAGGUGUCGCGCGCGUUAUGCGUCGGCCCAAUUCCUACGAGGCGCGUAUGGGCGUACUAUAAUUCGUUAUCAGGCGGUCGGAGCUUAUCAGCGCGAUAGAAACAGUGUAUAUCGAUCCAGUUUAGCACUGUUGCGUAGACGCGCUUCGACAUAAGCCGCGUAGCGUACGUGCUUUCCGCAUAGGCGCGAAAUUUCGCGCGCUUUAUCGACACGUUCGUGCGUCCAUCGUUUUUCUGAAAUUAGGCCAUGGUUUCUGAGCGUACGGAGUCGCUGACUUUACUUUCCAUUCAACGACGACACCGCCACCAAGUCUCCCUACACCGUACGUGAGUCGCCUCUAAGUGGACCCUUCUUCGCGCUCGCCGAGACUGUUUUCUAUCGCGAGGAAGAACGUGCUUUCAUUUCGAUUCGAUCGCGACUCGAACAAUUUCCUCUCGCUCUUCCCUCCAGUCCGGAAAGGAAACUGCGUUUGAUUGGUAGACGAUCUACGUGACUCGCGAUAAACAUUUCCGAGAAAUUUCCUUUAUCAGAUUAUGGAAACGCGGAUCUGCAAAUGCGUCUGACGAUCAGCCGGGAUCAUGGCCCUGACUGUCGUUCCCUCAACCCGCGUUUUCAAUGGAAACGUGAGGACGCAGACGUACGUUUCCGGUUCGAAAUGCCUUUGUUGCCCUUACGGAUAUCACAUCGAUCUGGACUUCGUGCGUUAUUGCGAGGCCGUCGCGGCCGGAAACGCCGGGGACAGAACCAGCACGGAGCGACGCAAGAAACGAGAACGUCGUAGACAAUGUCAGUCAAUGGAGGUUCUUCUAGGCUUGGUGAGUCCAGCACUGGCGGGCAUAGAGGCCGAAUUGCCGAAAAUACCGCAAGAAUGUACGACCGCGAACGGAGUGACUACUCUGUCGAGAUCGAGUCAUCCGCCACUAAGACGUCAGGAAGAUUCGCAUCCCUCGCCAGUCCUGGAUCUCAGUGAUGUCGUGAGUGACUUCGAGGCGACCCUCAAGCGAUCUUGCAGAUCAUCGAAAGCCUCCGACUGUCGACUUAUUUCGGAAAUCGAUGGCACAAACGGAACGGCGCCGGUGCAAAAUGCAGCUCAGACAGACCAGCCGGCAGAUUCCGACAACGCCAGCGUUGGAAGUGGCAAUUCGAAUCUUAGUACUGGCGCACUUCAGAAUAUUAGAGAACAAAUGGCGGCAUCUCUGGAACGGAUGAAAGAGCUAGAGGAACAGGUCAAGGCGAUUCCCAAGCUGCAGGUGCAAAUCUCACUAUUGAAAGAAGAGAAGCGCAAUCUCCUGCGACAAGUGGAUGAGCUAAGUAAAACGAAUUCCAGCAACGACACCCUGCACAGGUAUCGCAGUCAGUCAUUCUCGGAACAGCGCAUCACCUUGCGAAAUCUGAAGAAUUCUGCAACCGUGUCUACGAGAGACAUGGGAACCAUGUGCGGCGUGAUGACAAGGGACGUUGGCGUAUCGUACCAACCGGUUCGAACGAGAGACGUUGGUAUGAUAACAAGCACGCCAAUAAAACCAUCGCUACAAAAAAGUCAUCUACGAAUCGAGGAGUUUGUACCCGAGAUCCAAGACCAAAGCGCUGUGCUGGUAGACGAGACAUCGUCAAACCUCUUCAACUCCCAGCAUCAUAGCAACUGGAAAUCGAAUUUGACUCGCAGCCAACAGAUGCUGGAGGAGAUCAUACCGAAGAUACGAAGAAGACAGCUAACGAGAACUCCACUUCAAGUGGAAUCGAUACCGCCCAACGAAAACGAUUUGAUUAAUCACAAUACCGUGAAAAAAACGCGAGAUUUCGGUAUCAAUACCGAGAAGAAAAAGCCUAAGACUCUUGAGUGCAGCCAUUUCUUAAUCGAGGACAUUGCACCAGAAAUGAAGAAGGAAAUCAAGAAGCGUUCCAGCGGAACAUCAACAAGAUUGAGUAUGAAGGAUAUUCUGACAAAUGAGGAUGUUGAAUUGCUCGUGGAACACGCAGUGAGAAAUUACAAGAAUAGUCUGAUAAAAGAUACUACCUCUAAGGGCAUUCAAUGCAGCCCGGAAACGCCCGUAGUCGCCGAGAAGCGGGAUCAGGCGGUCCAGGUGAUAGAACAGUUUAGAAUGCGUUCGCACGCGAGCGUAACCGCCAAACCGAGGACAUCGGAGAUAGGGAUCCAAGCCAGAUUCGGUUCUUGCACCAGGAGCGUGUGCGUCGGACCGGAUCCAGUGGCGGUGCAGUCUCCAGUGUCAUUGAACUUGAUGAACUCGAGGAGUCACUCGUUCAACUAUGGUGAUACGCGAACGAAGACAAAAGUCAGCAGCAAGUCAAUAGGGGUGAUGGUGGAGGACUUGGUGAGAACUAUCGCUCGCGGUACCGAUACUUCCGGUCUCACGCCGAGGUGUCGAGACUUCGGCACCUCGACGAUGAAAAAGACAUUAGUCGACGUGUCGGUCGGUGAGUCUGUGAGGCCGCACAUCUCGAUCUCCUGCGCGGCCAAUUAUUGCGAUAAUUGCAAGGAGACGAUCAAAAGCCUGGCAAAGCAGAUCGCGAAUAAUGCGGAAAAUAGUCUGAAUCAUCAAAACAGCAAUAUGAUAUCCAGGAUUCCGAGGCCGGCCCAUAUUCCCUUGAAUACUAGCGAUCAUAGAAGACAGUUCAAACGUCAAGACACGUACACAAAAAUACCGACCACCGGGGUGAUAAGAUACGAUGCGGAUAAUAAGGAGCAGUACGACAGCAACAAUCGCAUUCAACAGUUACAAUCCGAGAAAACCAAGGAUGAGAAAAUUGCGUCAGAAGAGAUACGUAACGUGGAGAAGGAGGCGGAUAACGAAGAGAAGUCAGAGCUACCGGAAUCAGCUCUGUUUCAACCAAUUCAAGAUAAGCCUAGAAAAAAGGUCGAGCCCUCGAAAGAGAUGCAAGCCGCCAUGAAGGUGCUCAAUGAUAGUAUCAAAAAGUCACCUAGCAGAAACAUCUCUCAUCAGCUGAAGAACGCUACGAAUAUUAUACAGCAAGAAUGGUUCAAAAUAUCCAGCACAUCUAGCGCGAAUCCGUUAGAUGUCGAGGAUUAUUUAGAUCGUUUCGAGGAAUGCUCCAGCACUCUGCUGGAGUACAUCGUCAACAUGACGGACACCAGUGGAAAUACAGCGAUGCACUACGCAGUCUCUCAUGGCAAUUUCGACGUGGUGUCUAUAUUGUUAGACUCGAAAGUCUGCGACAUUAAUAAAGCAAACGUAGCUGGUUACACGGCUGUAAUGUUAGCUGCUCUGGCAGAAGUUAGAAAUUCCACGCACGCCUCAGUGGCGAAUAGAUUGUUCCAGCUUGCCGACGUCAAUAUCCGAGCAAAAUUGCACGGGCAAACUGCACUGAUGUUGGCGGUAUCGCACGGACGCAAGGAUAUGACGCAGCUACUCUUAGAUGCUGGAGCAGCGGUUAAUAUUCAAGAUGAAGACGGUAGCACUGCGCUGAUGUGCGCCGCGGAACACGGUCACACCGACAUCGUGAGAUUGCUUCUCGCGCAUCCGGACUGCGAUCCAUCUAUCGUCGACGUGGAUGGCAGUUCGGCCUUGAAAAUCGCCUUGGAGGCGGGUAAUCGGGAUAUCGGAGUGCUACUUUACGCGCACGAACACGUUAAUCGGGGCAUCAGUCCGUAUUCGACUCUAAGGCGAAGCAGAAGGGGUUCCAAACCGACAACACCCACUGGACCGUCUCCGUCGGCUCCAGUUAGCCCGGCGCCAUCGCGACGCCUACAUUCGUCCAACGUUUCUCUGAACACAUCGAAAUAUUCCAAAUAAUUCUUAUAAUAAAUCCUUAAUCUUCGUGAUCUUAUAGAUUCAUCCAUCAUGAUUUUUCUCUUCACACAUUAUUUCGAACGCAAUAGUAAUUGGCAAGUGACUCACAGUACGCAUAUAACCAGAACUUUAUGUUUAAGUAUAACUUUUUUUUAUAUGAUCUUUUUUAUAUUUGUCUUAAAAUUAUGGUUAUAUUUAUAAUGUAUAUUCUCAUAUCUAUUAUAAUGAGAACAUACGGCGAUAUGUUGAAGUCCUCUUGCCUAAUAAUCGAUUUGUUUCGAUAGAACUGUGUUGUAUAAUUUAAGAAGUCAAGAAUAAUGCUCAACAUUGUAUAUAUCUAUUCAGGGUAACGUUGGAAAAAUCUUGUAGUUUAGUUGGUAGCAGUAAUCUUUAGUAAUAUAGUUCAUCGUAGGUGCUAUUAGACAUUUUGAUGAAACUUUCAGAAAUCCUUUGUAAAUUUUAUAUAACUUUGAUUGUAAUAAUAGCACACCCUCGAGGAAUACAGUUUUUCUCUUAGGCGGGUUGUCGAAGUACAAAAUGUUUAAUAUCUAUACGACGAUACAAUUUACAGCAAAAAAUCGGUCGAUCUUUUUGUGUUUUUCUUUUCGACUCUGUGGCAUUAAACAUUCCAAAAAAAAAAAAAAAAAACAGUCAUCGAUCCGAAUUUCUUAUGGUAGUUUAUACAGUAUUUAGUACUCGGAUUUCAGGCCUAAUCUCAAAUUACUUCUUGGGAUCAAAUUGUCAUUAUCGUGUGUAUAUGUAUUUUUUUAUACACACGAUUUACAGAUACACCGAUAUGCGUAGAGAAACAUUACGUAGCAAUAUGUGUAAUAAAUGUAUAUGUUAUAACAAUGUGAGAUUUUUACGAUUCAAUGAUUGACGGCGUCUUCAUGCGCGAGCGACAUCAAACGUACUUGUCACUGUUCUACGUUGAGAUAGAGAUGUUAGAUAAUGAAAGUUGUAUAAAAACAGUAUAUCUAGUUGUGAAACGCGCGAGCGUCGAAAGACUUACGAAGAAAAUUAUGUUUUUGAACUUGUUAACAAUUUUCAUAUCGAGAAUUUUAUAUGCGAUCAUAUCGACAUGUUAAUAUUAUACGUUUAUUUAAUCGAACGAAUCGUCUCAACACAUUAAGCAUCGUGUUCCAUUUACGUGAAAGAAGAAUACAUUGAACGUUUUUCUUAUAAGGUUGUGAAUAGAUAGAGUUGUAAUUAAAUUAUUUAAGUUCGAGAGAGAUCAAAGAUCCAUAGUUUAACGUUAUCGUAAGUGUUUCUCCGUCUCCAAGAGUAAUUUUAUGACGAUUGUUGGCGUGAGAUAUAAUUUGUCUAUAUAUCAAAUGUGUAGACAAUGUACGAAACAUCCUGAUACCGUAGGAAUCUAGAAAGUAGAAAAGUAUUCCUUAUUGUUUGUGCCUUUAUAUUUAAUAUAUAAUACUAUUAAUAA